ACUCCGUCUCUCCCCCUCGUCGAAGAGUUCAAUUGCUAACUUCUUUUUACCCAAACUCCGAAACCCACGUCUCUGUUUACCGGAAAAUUUAUCUUCUUAUUUUAAAAAAUUCCGGUGCUACUUCCGAUGGCCUCUGAUCCCGAUCCUCCAAAGCCCAAAACCCCAAGGCACAAAUGCCCUGCAUGCUAUAAACAAUUUAAUAGAAAGCUGCAUCUUAUUGAGCACAUGAAAAUCUCGUACCAUUCAGUUCAUCAACCUAGAUGUUGGGUGUGUCAAAAGCACUGCAAAUCUUUUGAAUCGGUGCGGGAACAUAUUAAUAGUCCACUAUCGAAAACAAAUUGUUUGAAGAUUUUUGUGGAACAAGGUUGCAAUCUUUGUUUAAAAGUUUUGGAUAGCCCCUCUGCUCUUAAGGAACAUAAGCAAAUGUGCUGCCUAGUGGCCCCUGUUCCCCUUGGAACAAAGAUCACGCCUUGUAUAGAAUCUAAUUUCACUAUGUCAGGUUCAAUCAUGGAUGAAAUGCACAAUGGCAAAGCUCAAAAAGCCGUUGCUAUGGAUUGUGAAAUGGUUGGUGGUGGAAGUGAUGGAUCAAUUGAUCUUUGUGCUAGAGUAUGUCUUGUUGAUGAAGCUGAGAAUAUAAUUUUGCACACAUAUGUUCAACCACAAAUUCCUGUCACCAAUUACAGAUAUGAAGUAACUGGGCUAACAGAAGACCAUCUGAGAGAUGCCAUACCACUUAAUGAAGUGCAAGAUAAAAUAAAGAAAAUUCUAUACAAUGGAGAGUCUGUUGGAAGGAUGCCCCCAGAUGGGGUGAAGGCUAGGCUUCUUGUGGGCCAUGACAUACAGCAUGAUUUGAACUGCUUGAGAAUGAAAUACCCUGGCUUUCUGUUGAGGGACACUGCAAAAUACCGUCCAUUGAUGAAAACAAAUCUUGUUAGCCACUCACUGAAGCACCUCACAAAAACAUAUCUAGGGUACAACAUCCAGUCUGGAAUUCACGAUCCAUACGAAGAUUGUAUAUCUGUGAUGAGACUGUACAAGCGAAUGCGUGGCCAAGACCAUCGGCAAGUGUUCAGACUUGGAGAUGAAAAAGCUAACAGUGGCUUUGAUUCUUUUCGAUCAAUGGAAUUGGAAAAGAAGGCUCCGGAUGAACUAUAUGAGAUCUCAACAUCUGAUUAUAAGUGUUGGUGUCUGGACUUGACCAAGAUUGCAACCCUGGCAGCUGACUAUCCAUUUUCCUUUUAACACCUGCAAUAUCUACCCAAGAAAGGCACGGUUUUUGGUUUAUGUAUGUUUGGUUUCCUUUGGUGGGUUGUUGGGGCAAGAUCAGAUCAUAUAACUUUGGGUUUGGUCGAUGUUUUGGUUUGUAUGUUCCCUAGUGAAAGCAAAAUGAAAGUUUGAUUGGCUUUGUUCAAUUUGUAUGUAAAUUAAGUGAAAGCAAAAUGAAAGUUUGAUUGGCUUUGUUCAA
Gossypium raimondii (Peruvian cotton) is the source of this 1465-nucleotide messenger RNA. RefSeq names its product RNA exonuclease 4. The transcript has 7 exons. The record is from RefSeq and is a predicted model, not a curated record. Gene Ontology annotation, cellular component: nucleus. NCBI's taxonomy places the organism in Eukaryota, Viridiplantae, Streptophyta, Magnoliopsida, Malvales, Malvaceae. Gene Ontology annotation, biological process: rRNA processing. Gene Ontology annotation, molecular function: 3'-5' exonuclease activity; nucleic acid binding. The coding region runs from base 127 to 1242 and encodes 371 amino acids.